AUCCAACUUUAUAAUAUAUCAUUAAAUGGUUUAAAUAAUAUCAAUAUUAAUAUUAAUAAUAUUAAUUAGAAUAAGAGUUUAUGGGAAACCACAAGCAAUACCAAGUGCCUGCACAAGAGCAGCGAAGAGAGGCUUAGGAAGUCUCUUUUGUGUAUGCCAGUGUGGGUGUGUGUGCAUACAUGCUUGUUAGUGUUGGUGGACAGAACAAUAACAAGCCAAAAAAUAAAAGAGAAGAAUGUCAAUGGCUUUGGAAUGUAAUGGAGCAGGACCCACAGUAAUGCUCCAACUUCUGCGAUGAAUCAUAGCAACCCGAACCGUGCCUUAAUAUCGAACGACUAGCAGUAUAUGUACAUAUAAAUAAAGAUGCCGCUCCUGAGCAAAUGCUUUCCCUGCUUCAAAUUCAAGCACGAGGAGGUGAUUGACAAGCUGGACUAUAGCAAUACACCGCUCACCGACUUCCCCGAGGUCUGGCAGCACGAGCGGACGCUGGAGGAGCUCUACCUGAGCACCACACGGCUGCAAUCGUUGCCCCCGCAGUUGUUUUACUGCCAGGGCCUACGUGUGCUCCACGUGAACAGCAACAAUCUGGAGAGCAUACCCCAGGCCAUUGGCAGUCUGCGCCAGCUACAGAAUUUGGAUCUCAAUCGGAAUCUUAUUGUCAAUGUGCCCGAUGAAAUCAAAGCCUGCAAGCAUUUAACCCGUCUGGAUCUAAGUUGCAACAGCCUACAACGUCUUCCAGAUGCAAUUACCUCGCUCAUAUCCCUGCAGGAGCUGCUGUUGAACGAGACCUACCUGGAGUUUCUCCCAGCCAACUUUGGACGGCUGGUCAAUUUGAGGAUACUCGAGCUGCGUCUCAACAAUCUUAUUACGCUGCCCAAGUCGAUGGUGCGGCUGGUGAAUCUACAGCGUCUGGACAUUGGUGGCAAUGAGUUCACAGAGCUUCCCGAAGUAGUUGGAGAGCUGAAAUCUUUGCGAGAGCUGUGGAUCGACUUCAAUCAAAUACGCCGAGUGUCCGCCAACAUUGGUAAACUGCGCGAACUGCAGCACUUUGAGGCCAAUGGCAAUCUUCUGGAUACACUGCCCAGCGAGCUGAGCAACUGGCGGAAUGUGGAGGUUCUAUCCAUUUGCUCCAACAACCUGGAAGCAUUCCCCUUCAGCGUGGGCAUGCUUAAGUCUCUGGUGACUUUUAAGUGCGAGUCGAACGGACUGACAGAGCUUCCCGAUAGCAUCAGCUACCUGGAGCAGCUGGAGGAGCUGGUCCUCAGCCACAACAAGUUGAUCCGCCUGCCCAGCACCAUUGGAAUGCUGCGAAGCCUGCGGUUUCUCUUCGCCGAUGAGAAUCAGCUCCGCCAGUUGCCCGACGAGCUUUGCAGCUGCCAGCAGCUGAGUGUGUUGAGUGUGGCCAACAAUCAGUUGUCCGCGCUGCCCCACAACAUUGGAAACCUGGGCAAGCUGAAGGUCAUCAACGUGGUCAACAACUAUAUCAAUGCGCUGCCCGUCUCCAUGCUGAACCUAGUGAAUCUCACCUCACUGUGGCUAAGCGACAAUCAGUCGCAGCCCCUGGUGCCGCUGCAAUACUUGGAUGCCAGUACAAAGACACAGCUGACCUGCUUCAUGCUGCCCCAGGUCACCUUCAAGAUGAACAGUAUGCAGGCCCAACAGCAGGCCCAAGAGCAGUACGAGUUUGUGUACGCCAAUCAGCAGCAUCCGCAUGCGAGUCCCUCGCGGCGCAUCUGCUUUGCCGAGGAGGCCACCAUCUUGAGCAAUGCCAAAACGCAGCCGGCUCCCAGCUAUCCCAACUAUGUAGCUGCACCGCCAACACCAACGCCGGACCAGAUGGCAGGAUCCGUUCGGCUGAUGCGGUCACCCACUCCGUAUCCCAAGGAGCUGCGCCAAAUGGCGAAAUACGUUCGGCAAGCCCAGGCAGCAGCGACGUCGGCAAACGCCAACGAAGUGAGGGAGGCCCGCGUGGUGCCCAAUGGCCAAGUUCACUGUGAUAGCAGCAAUGCCGACCAAGAUGUUGUGGAUCAGGCCACAGCAAGUGCAAUAUACGGCGUUGCACCAGAGAACGCUCACAUCUACGGUGUCUAUCAGCAGCCGGCGACGACGCAGCAGCUACCGGUUCCUCCACAAGAGUACUACGGCCUGCCCCUGGUCAACUACGAGGCGCACUAUCAGCAGCUGUAUGUCGAGGCGAAUACCUUACCCACCACACAUCUGAACGGUGAGCAGGACUAUGAAUUGCAGCCCUUGCAGCACCAGGAGCAGCAGCUGCCUCAACAUCAGCAGCAGGCCGUGCCGCCAUCUCGAUUAGAGCCGCCACCCUACCACAUAGCUAGAGUAUAUACCAAGAAAACGCCAGAGGACCUUAAUCUGUACGAGUCCAUGAGACAGCGCAAGCAACAGCAGCAGCAGCAGUUAGAGCAAACGAUCUAUCAGGAUGCUCUGAAUAGCAACUUUAAGACCACGGCGAUUGGUGCUCAGGAGGAGGAGUCCAUCGAACAGCUGGACUACCAAAACAACGUCAGCACUCUGGAGCAAAGUCCCGAGGAUGAGGAAGAAGAGCUAGAUGAUAGCUUGUCGCAGCACUCGAUGAACUCCACGGCCACCAAUAACACCUCCAGGGCAAGUCACAAAAAGUCCACCUGGAUCUUUGGCGUCCACAAGAAUCCUACAGUCAAGCAGGUUACCCUCAAAUGGGAGCACAGCAUGGGCUUUGACGUUGCCGAGCUGCUCAAUCACGUGGGCAUCUUUGUGAGUGCCAUUACGCCCAAUACAAACGCCGCUCGCCUGCUGAGCCUCAACGACAAGCUGCUUGAGAUAGAUGGCUACGACCUGACCAAUGCCAAUCUAAAGGAUGCCAAACGGGUGCUGCUUAACUGUGGCACUGUCAUGACCAUAAUGUUCUCAAGAAAAUGAUGGACCAUUUGUUUCUAAACCCAAACCGAUUCCCAUCACGAGACCGAAGACUAUUUGUGCAUUUUUCUACAGCAUUUUUCCAAUGAGCUAUAGCCUAUAGCCUAUAUCGGAUCAAACCGCUUGGAUUUACCAAUAAUGUUAGUUGAUAAAUCGCGUCCUCUUCCGCCCUGGCGAUCCAUAGAUCAGUCAUAGAAAACUAUUGCCAGCUAACAGAGCCUAUGCUUUUCAUAUUUGAUAUAUACAUAGGUGCAUCCAAACUGCCAUUUUCCAUAUACCUAGAUGAAGUAACUACUCGCUAAAUAGAUGAACAACCUCAUGAUAUGGAUGAUAUUUGUAUUUAUAGUCUGUAACAUGCGGUACCCAUCAUAUUAAUAUUUUUAUUUUUAUGCUUGAUUCCGAAUGUGUUUCUAUUGUAUUUCUUACCUUAAAUGACUGUAUUUGCUUAGACUUAUCCAAAAUUAAUUUGCUUACUCAGUAUUCUUUGUACAUAGUUAUGUAAGCGAUCAGCAAAGGCAAUAUUUAGUUGUGUCGAUUAUGAAUUAUAGACAUGUAGAACUUCUUCGAUCCCAUAAUGGAAAUAAUUAGCUUAAAUGUAUAACGCAUUUGUAUCUCAAGUUGGGAGGCACUCAUUCUGACAGCAAGAUGUACUCGUACUCGUAUUUAUUUAAAUAGUGCAAUUAGCGUUGGUUAUAAGUAUAAAUAUAUACGCACACUAACAAGUAUAUAUAGACACGAUAAUCAGACAAAAAAAUACCUACAUCUAGCGCCUACUCUACGCCCAGCGUUGUUCAAAUUUGUGCCCCAAAAUUAAGGAUAUGUAUAGACGAAUUACUCGAUUACAAAGGAUAGUUGCUGUUUAUGUUAGUUGUUAUGGUGCAGCAAUAUAAAUUCAUAUAUAUAUAUAUAUAUAUUUACACAUACUUACGCAUACUACAUAUUUAUUGUCCAAUUGAAGAAUGUAUCCAAUCAUUAUUUUCCCUGGAAAAUUGUUAACGAAACGUAUGUAGGAGAGGGAGAGAAUUCCUUCUUGUUCUAUUCUAUUGGCGUUGUGAUCAGUAUUAUGUUCUAUUUUAGCUGGUUAUUCAAAGUUGAGCACUGCUAUAUCCAUUCACUUUAUCUAGUAUAUAGAACACCACACACACACACCCAUACAUACAUACAUACAUGCAUACAAAUCUAGCUAACUUAAGCCAGCGCACACAUUUUGCCAAUUCAAUUUGAUUUAAGAGCGUUACAACAAAUCACUGAAAUACAACUUUCACUUUGUCAUUUCGCCAUAGUUUUGAUUAAAUCUUAUCGAGCCACCACCAGUAGACAAAAGAGACGGAAAAGACAAAGAGCACAACCAGCUACUCAACAGACGGGCUUAAUGAUUAAUGUCCCUGGGGCUGCCGCUGUCGCUGUCGUUAUCGACAGGCAAUUAUCUAUGGAAAUUAAUUGUCGGCGACAUUUGUAGUGUGCCAGCCAGCCGACACCCAGCGAAGCACGCAAUGCGGCAGUGGACUCUGGGUGUAUGGGGGGUAUGGAGACCACAACUCUCCACAUGCCCACAACAACAUCAUCAGCGUCAACGAAUUUUGUUUGCGGCGGCACUUUCGGCAAAUAUAUUUGCAUAAAAAGUGUACAAACAGCGCUCGGUGUGUAAAUUCAACUGGAAAGUAGGCAACGAAAAAGCGCAACCGAAUACAGUGUGAUCGAGCGGAUGAAUAAAUGAGUGUACAUUUAGCAUCCGAUGCGCAUCUUUCAAGGAGAGCAUUAAGCAAACCUUAUUGAAUGGUUCUUUUGUAUGCCCCUCUUCAUAUUUCACCCUGUAAACAAUAUUUUCCAUGGAAGAUGCUUGCUAUCUAAUCUAAUCUAUUAAUAAAGCAAAUCUUUAUACGAAAAA
Molecule: messenger RNA, 4804 nt
Organism: Drosophila obscura
Lineage: Eukaryota; Metazoa; Arthropoda; Insecta; Diptera; Drosophilidae
Gene: Lap1
Product: protein lap1
Exons: 6
Coding region: 364-2919 (851 amino acids)
Molecular function (GO): protein binding
Source: RefSeq, a predicted model, not a curated record